Cryptomeria japonica (Japanese cedar) is the source of this 1113-nucleotide messenger RNA. RefSeq names its product UPF0548 protein At2g17695. Bases 177 to 869 code for a protein of 230 amino acids. The transcript has 4 exons. NCBI's taxonomy places the organism in Eukaryota, Viridiplantae, Streptophyta, Pinopsida, Cupressales, Cupressaceae. The record is from RefSeq and is a predicted model, not a curated record.
AUUUGUAAGAGCACCUCUUUGCCUGGCCAAAUAGCGCAGAACUAAACCAACACAUAUUAUGAUGCGUUCUUGGAUUUUCGAGUAUUAUUAUCCAACGAUAAGAUAAAAUUGUUGCCGAGAAGAGCAGCUGUCAGCUCCUAUACAGAAUAAAAUUGUUAGCAUUAAGUCUCUUCAGUAUGCUUUUCAUAUCUUGGUUGGCACGUCCUUCAUCUGAAUACCAGGCCUCCUGUUUAAAACAUAUAUUGCCUGAAUCAUUUAACUAUGAGGAAAAGCACAGGAAUGCUACAGAGAAGGCUCCUUUCUCCAAUCAAUUUUCUGAAGAACUUGGCAAGGACGGAUACACUCUCAGUCAUUCUAGAGUUAGAAUAGGCUCCGGACUCCAAGCUUACCAGAAAGGAAAACAGCUGCUCAAUAAGUGGGGACAUUUUCAGUUAAGGUGGGCAUGGGUGGAGUCCAGCACCUGCAUCAAAGUUGGGCAAAAAUUUUGUGUGUGUAGCCAGGAAUUAGUGCCCUGGAUAUUGAUGCCACUCCAGAUUUUAUAUGUCAAUGACCAUAAAUCCUCAAACGACAUCCACCCUUCUCCUAGCUAUAACACUGUGGGUUUGAGGAAUGUGCCAAAUAUUCCAAAUCUUAAGGCAAUUUACUGUUUUGGAAGUGGAACUCUUCAGGGUCAUCUGUUGGCCGGGGAGGAAAGAUUUUCUGUUGAGUUGGAUGAAGAUGAUAAUGUUUGGUAUGAGAUACUUUCGUUUUCAAGACCAGCACAUGUUUUGUCUUUCGUGGCACAGCCAUAUGUUUGUCUGAAACAAAAAAUCUUUGCCCAACAAUCAACACAAGCAAUGCUGAAAGCUAUUUCAGAAAGAGGGGUUUAAACUUGCUUCGAUACUCAAAAUAAGCUCUUGAAAGAUUUUCUGGUCUUGUACAUUUGGUUAUGCUUCCAAAGCUGUUAUAUUUCAGGUUUGCCUCGAAUGAACAACCUUCUUUUGUCAUGUUUGAGGUGUUGUUUCUCACCAACAAGGUGAGGUGGUAAUUAGAAUGCAAGACUCAAAGGAGAGAAAAGAAAAAACCUCCAUUAUUGUACAUAUAAUUCUAAUAAAAAAUUUCAAUAUUAAACCC